Molecule: messenger RNA, 2487 nt
Organism: Durusdinium trenchii
Lineage: Eukaryota; Dinophyceae; Suessiales; Symbiodiniaceae
Source: the annotation of a GenBank genome assembly
AUGAGCAAUGGGGCCGCAUCCGAGAGUGCGGUCUGGAAAGAUCGCGAUCCACCUCCCGCCUUCAAUGGCGAUGUGGACCUCUACAAGCAGUUUGAGAGAGAUCUCAAGCUUUGGCGUCAUGACACCGACGUCCCAGUGAAGAAGCACGGAGUGAAAGUUCUGCGCAUGCUUUCUGGCACGGCAAAAGCCGUAUGCAACGAGCUUAGUGUGGAGCAGAUCACGUCAGAGCAGGGGGUAGAACACAUAGUGGCCAAGUUGAAGGAACACUUCCAGCCUCACCUUGAGCAGACCAUGCCCAAGGCCUUCGAGAAGGCAGUGUACGGGGACCCCAGGCGGGGCAAGGAGAGCAUCGGCGAGUUCAUCCUCCGUCAGGAAACUGCAUUUCGUGAGCUGCAGGAGGAGGGGAUUAAGCCUGCUGAUGAAGUGAAGGGCUACAUCCUGUACAGGCAAAGCAAUUUGUCACAGGUGCAAGAAGAUCAGAUCACCACCUGGACGCAGGGACGAUUUGAGAAGCCUGAGGUCAUCAAGGCCUUGAGAAAGUUGGAGAAAGUGCAAAAAGAUCGUCCGGGAGCCCGCUACCUCACUGCAGAAGAUGAGACCCUCCUCAACGAGUCCAUGGAGGGGGGCAGCGACAGCAGCGGGGACUAUGUCUAUGUGGGUGAAGACCGUAUGGUGUCGGAGAUGCCAUGCAAGGUGGUUGGUGGACCCAGUGAUCAUGAACCAGAUCCAGUCCAAGAGUCCAGUGAUCACAGUCAACGGGAAGACCUUCCAGAUGCAUCCCGGCAAGUGCACCAUGCCAUGGAUGACGCAACCAAACGUCAUGCCAGCCACUCCACCCAGGAGUGCACCAUCGGCACACGACUUCCGAACCCCAACACAGUCUCCGGCAUCCCAGACGUUCUCACCGGCAUUGAGGACUCCAGUCAUGCCAUCGUUGCCAGCCAUGAGCUCGUUGGAGAGUCCACCAAACAGCCUCACGGCCACUCCAGUGAAGCCUCAACCAACGGCAAUGAAGCUCUGAUGAAGAAGGACGAGGAAGAGAAGGCAGAACAGUUCGAGUUUGAGGAAGGAGAAAGAAGAAGCAAUUCAGAAGACGAUGGAGGUGGCUCAGGAGAGACAUCAUGCCCUGAUGCUGGAUCAACACAUCCAGCACGAGAGGGAGAAAGAGAUCAUGCAGAACCAGCUGCUUUGGAUGACGGCUCUGGUGGGAGAAGAACGACUGGAGCAAGCUCUUCAGGAUCCCGCCAUGCAGCAAGAGGCAGCAAUGAGGGCGAUGACAUACCGCCAGAUGCUUCAGCAACAGGCAAGUCAACAGACGAUGGGAGCACAGCCAAGUGGAGCUCAAACGGAGGGAACAAUGGAGUCCAGCGAGAGCUGGACUAUGAUGUGAGCCCGGAGAUUCCAGGGGGAGUUCCACAAGAGAAGAUGCACCAGUGGCUACAGUACAAUGCCCCUCGGGUAUGCUUGCUGGAGAACUCCUCUCAACGAAAUCUGUGGGCGAAGCUUCAACUGGAAGAUGAAGAUGUGGCAGAGCAUGAGAAAAGGGUGCUCCAGGGUUACUGGAGUGAGUCAGAAGAUCACAAGAGUUGGCACUAUUACUCUGGCAUUUUGUCCGAGACAGCCAAUGACCUCAAGGCAAUCGGCCUAUUUGCGAAUGGAACUUGGGAGGAGGAUCACUAUGAGCCUGGUCAGGACCGUGCCCUCUCCAAAGCAUCCAAGAAAGCAGUUGUGAAGAACAUGAAGGCCUUGACCGUGGCAGAGGUCUUUUCACCGCCCAGGGUGGCGGCAAUGGCUGAGGAAUUGGGCCAUCGCUCGGGCGGAUCCUACGAUCUUCAAACUGGGUAUGAUCUGUCCAGUUCUGUGGAUCGCAUGAAGUGCAUGAAAGAGCUGAGGCAGGAGUGCAACGAGUUCGGGCAUGGCUUGGCAGUGAAGGGUCUCCCCAAUAAGAAGCCUACCGACUUCAUGGUCAAUGGCAAACACCUGGCUGGGGCACUAUCUAAAAGAUGUCAAGGACACCAUGAACACCAAGCCCUCAUUGGAGGCAUUGCCAAGUUCGCCCAGAAGUAUCCCAAAGGAUUGUGCAGGGCAAUGAUUCAAGGAGCCAUCAAAGAGGUGGAGGGCCAAUGCACCUACGCCAUGGAGCAGGAGGACGCUCCACCAGGAGAUGAAGUGGAGCAGGCCUUAGAUGACCACUAUGAGCGGCUUGAAGCCGACAAAUCCAGACGAGAAGGAGAGAGUCCAGGCCCAGAGAUAGUCCCAGAGGAGGUGAUCAGUCAAGCAGUGAACUCCAACCGCAGCUGCGAACAGCUGGAACACUCCAUGGAAGAAGCGCUCAAGAGCUGUAUGGUACCAAUCGAAGACAUCUGGGAGCAAGAUGGUCUCCAUACCAAGGUGGAGCAACAGUGGCAGCUGAAGGAGAGGAGGAUGAAGAAACCGCAGGCAGAGAGGAAGACCUGUGGGUGUAUGAUGAGAAGAGGCAGUCGGUGA